Xyrauchen texanus (razorback sucker) is the source of this 3488-nucleotide messenger RNA. Its product is annotated as transcription factor E2F4-like. Bases 309 to 1499 code for a protein of 396 amino acids. Gene Ontology annotation, biological process: regulation of transcription by RNA polymerase II. NCBI's taxonomy places the organism in Eukaryota, Metazoa, Chordata, Actinopteri, Cypriniformes, Catostomidae. Gene Ontology annotation, cellular component: RNA polymerase II transcription regulator complex. The transcript has 10 exons. The record is from RefSeq and is a predicted model, not a curated record. Gene Ontology annotation, molecular function: RNA polymerase II cis-regulatory region sequence-specific DNA binding; protein dimerization activity; DNA-binding transcription factor activity, RNA polymerase II-specific.
CAGUCAUUCAAGCUGCUCAGCUCUGGUGCUGUGAGAGCGUCCGCUCGGUUAGGCCACCUGGGUUCGGAUAAACCUGCAUCCUGAACGGACUGGAACCUGAACGGGAAUCUUAACGCAGUGCAAUACACUUUCCCCGUCCAUGCUUCAGGAAUCGGCGGCCGUUGACGGGAAGCGAACGUUUGGGCGGCAGAAGCGGCGGUGCUGUCAACGGAGAGUGGAGCUAUUGCAGCAGAAAGUGUUCAAUAUAUAGACUAACACAGAGUGCGACGAGAACCGGGGGGAUUUAUUUAUAAUUAUAAAGCAACUUGAUGGAUUUAGAGACCGGAAGAAACGAGCUGGGGGCGAUGGGAGACCCUUUGCAGCCGCAGACUCCCAGUCGCCACGAGAAAAGUCUCGGGCUGCUCACCACCAAAUUUGUGACUCUGCUGCAGGAAGCGAAGGACGGAGUGUUGGACCUGAAAGCUGCUGCAGAUACUUUGGCUGUAAGGCAGAAACGGCGCAUCUACGACAUCACCAAUGUUUUGGAAGGCAUUGGACUCAUUGAGAAGAAAUCCAAAAACAGCAUCCAGUGGAAGGGUGUUGGUCCAGGCUGCAACACGCGUGAAAUUGCAGACAAGCUGAUAGAUCUCAAGUUAGAAUUGGAGGAUCUUGACCGAAGGGAACAUGAGCUGGACCAGCAGAGGGUUUGGGUUCAACAGAGCAUCAAGAACGUGACCGAUGACUCACUUAAUAGCCCAUUGGCAUAUGUAACUCAUCAAGACCUCUGCAAUUGCUUCAAAGGUGACACUCUUCUAGCAAUCAGAGCUCCCUCUGGAACACAAUUAGAGGUUCCUGUGCCUGAAUCUCAGGUCAAUGGACAAAAGAAGUACCAGAUUCACCUUAAGAGCUCAGCGGGCCCGAUCGAGGUCCUCCUGGUCAAUAAGGACCCCUCUAACUCAUCUCCUGUGGUGCUGCCGGUACCCCCACCAGACGAUAUGCUUCAGGGCCUCCCCACCCCAGCUUCAGCUACCUCAGCUGCUGACACACCCACCAAACAAGCAGCCAACAGUACGCCAUCUCCUGCCUCCACCUGCCACAGUCCCACCACCAGUACUGUCCCUCCCAACACAACAACUGCCACUGCUGUUAAUGCAGCCACAGACAUAUCAUGCACAACCACUUCAGACACAACAGCCAAUCUGUCAUCUUCAGUGGAUACCCAGCAACUGCAGUCAUCUGCUUCAUUGGAUGGCAGCUCCUCACUUCCUGAUUCCUCAACCCUUUUUGAACCAAUCAAAACAGACCCUUCAGAAUUGCUGGAUUUCCCCAAAGAUCUUUCAGAAAUGUUUGACCCUAAAGAAAUCAUGAGUACAGAUCUGCUGGAGGAGCUGAUGUCAUCAGAAGUUUUCUCUCCACUCCUACGUUUGUCCCCUCCUCCGGGUGACCAUGAUUACAUUUAUAACCUGGAUGAGACUGAAGGCCUCUGUGACCUUUUUGAUGUUCCCAUUGCCAAUCUUUGACCUGUACACACACCAUGCAAUAAGAGUAGUGUACUUAAAAACUUUUAAACCCUUUUCCAAGGUGAAAAAAGAAAGAAAAGUAUGGCUCUGUGUCAGAUCCAAAUGUAUAAGCUGAUUCUGUGUGUAUAUAAAGCUUUUAUAUAUAUAUAUAUAUGUAUAUUUACUCCUUACCAAAAGCGGCUGGCUGAAAAGGAACUUCCCUGCUAAAUUCAACUGAGAUAUGAGGCUUUACCGGCCCUUGUUCAAUUCAUCUGAUGAAAAUAUCAGCUAUCCAUUCAAGCAUAAUUUCUGUCAAAUCAAUCUAUACUAGUGUGAUGCCAUUGUUUUUAUACUACUUUUGUAUAGACACAGAGAAUUUCAUGGUUAUUACAGAAAUAGACUAAACUCACCAGCAGUGGUUAGUGGUUCAAACAAAAGGAAAUGUGAGCUAGCUUUAUUUUAAAAUUGUCUUCCUGUUUUAUAGUAUCUUUUGUCAAAAAGCAUGGUCAUGGCAUAUUUACUUAUGACUUAUCUGAACACAGCCUGCAUACAGAUUAUUAAUAAGAAAUUAUUGUAACACUUAACAAUAAGGUUCCAUUUGUUAACUAGUUAAUGCAUUAGGUGUUAUGAACUGACAGUGAAAUAUAUAUAUUUUUACAGCAUUUAUUCAUCUUUAAGGUUAGUUUAUAAAAAUACAAUCGUUCAUUGUUAGUUCAUAGUGCAUUAAUACAACUUUUGAUUUUAAAACGGUAUUGGUAUAUGUUGGGGAACAAAACUAACCAAGAUUAUUAAAUGCUGUAAAAUAUUUUGCAUUGUUAAUUUGAACAAUUGGAACCAUAUUGUAAAGUUUUACUAAAAUUAAAUAAAUUUUUGCUAGCAACCAUCAUGCUUAUCACAUGCUUUUGAACAGUCAUAAGUGUUUGAAAGAAUUCAACCAGUAGGAUGCUGUUUGUUCUCAUCUUGCAUCAAAUGACAAUGCUUGGAAGCAUACAGCGGAAUUAAGUUAUACUAACAACUAAAGUGGCAGCGAGCAUAUUAGAGAGAUUGAAAGUUCACUGGUAUUGCAGAAUAGGCUAUUGUGUGGAAGCUUUACGGACUUGCGUUAUAUAACAACAUAUUUAUUGUAUCGUCAAGCUUUUCAGAUAAAGUGAAGGAACAUGUUUACAGUGUUGGAUAAACCAUUCCUACUUCAAUCUAAAUGUUUUUGCUCAUCAGAUGUGAAAUUGUGUUAAUACUCUGACUAACAUAAAGGCUAGCUUACAGAGUUUCUGAUGCGUUAUGAAAUGAAUGCCUUACCUAUACAACAUAUGCUAUAAGUGAUAUUUAAUAUUAUGAAUUUAACUUAAUUUUAUCAGGAAAAAUGGCUGUGGAAAUGUCAUGUCUAAAACCCUGUACAAAUGUUAAAUUAGAUGCCAAUUAUUGCUAUUUUUGUAUUUUGAAACAACCCUACAUAAGUUCCACCAGUGUCCUAUUCUCAGCCCAUUUAAAUGUGUAUAGAUUCUUUUGUAACGUUAACAUAUAACAUGUCUUCAUUAUAUCUAUAUGAGAAUAACUGUCUGAAGAAGGAUGUGUGUUUGGUGGGGAAUUAAAGGGCAGUCACAAUAUGACAAGAAAUAGAGUAUCAAAGAGAAUGUUGUUCUAUUGGCUCCUAAAUGUGUGUGCACCAACUGAUCGCAAACAGAUAGUCAUUUCAUAUAAUGUUUUUUUACUGUCUUAUAUUUGUAUGGUUGUACACAGUAAGCAUUUACCAUUUAUUUUGUACUCAAUAGAUUUCUGAUGGUCUGGUUUUCAUUAGAUGAAUUGUCUGCCAUAGUUUUCGUCUAACCUCUCCACAUUGCACUUUAAAGCAGUAUGACCACACAGGUUACUUCCAGCCCUGUGCUUUAAAGGGGUUGGCUGAUUCAAUACAUUUGACAUUAUCCAGGGAAUUCUGGCGUUUUUUAAAUAUUCACUGUUUGUCAUUGCAUUCAUUAGUCAUUCAUCAACAGAGUUAUUGGCCCCUUGAAAUAA